Octodon degus (degu) is the source of this 1540-nucleotide messenger RNA. RefSeq names its product tRNA methyltransferase 12 homolog (gene Tyw2). Gene Ontology annotation, molecular function: tRNA methyltransferase activity. Gene Ontology annotation, biological process: tRNA methylation. The transcript is spliced from 2 exons. Lineage: Eukaryota; Metazoa; Chordata; Mammalia; Rodentia; Octodontidae. The record is from RefSeq and is a predicted model, not a curated record. Gene Ontology annotation, cellular component: cytoplasm. The coding region runs from base 159 to 1478 and encodes 439 amino acids.
ACGGCGCCAGCCAGUGUUCCGGCCGGUUUUGUUUGACGUCACUUCCGGAAUCCCAGCCGGCGCGAGGGUCAGUUCCUUGUGGCGUUGAUUUCCUUUGGGAGGUGUAACGGACCCAGCGUCUCCGCGAGCGAAUGUGAAAGAAGGCGAGCGCUAGCGACAUGGAGAAAGAAGGUGGGAAGGCCACAGGUGUUGUUGCAGUUGUGACUGAGCCUCAGUUUACCCAGCGGUACCGGGAAUAUCUCCAGAAGCUGAAACUCUUGGAUAGACAGCACCGCGCGGAGAAGCUGCCGGAUGGCGCCGUGGCGCUCCCGGUGCUGGGGGAGACCCUCCCCGAGCAGCUGCUGCGGGAGCUGAGGAAUCGCGUAGCCCCAGGCAGCACCUGUCAGCUCACUCGGCUGCUGCGUCCUGUCCCUUCAAAGAAGGCUCGAGUUUGCUCACCGGCCCAAAGACUGUGUCUUGAGGUGAGGCGUUGGGCAGAAGGUCGGGGAGUGGCGUGGUCAGCUGAAUUGGAGGCCGAUUUGCCCCGCUCUUGGCAGCGGCAUGGUAACCUCUUGCUGCUGAGUGAAGACUGCUUCCAAGCUAAGCAGUGGGAAAAUCUGGAACCAGAGCUCUGGGGAGCCAUUGCCUCUGCCCUUGGCGCCCAGCGUUUGGCAAAGCGAGGGCGAGUGUUACCCGAUGGCUGUCGAACGCCAGCGGUGACCCUGCUGCUGGGCGAGCAGGGCUGGGUAGAGCACGUGGAUAACGGCAUCCGAUACAAGUUUGACGUUACCCAGUGUAUGUUCUCCUUCGGAAACAUCACUGAGAAGCUGCGCAUAGCGUCCAUGUCGUGUGCCGGAGAAGUGGUGGUGGAUCUGUAUUCAGGAAUCGGUUAUUUUACAUUGCCCUUCCUAGUUCAUGCUGGUGCUGCCUUUGUUCAUGCCUGUGACUGGAACCCCCAUGCUGUAGUUGCUCUGAGAAAUAACCUGGAGAUCAAUGGAGUAUCAGAUCGGUGCCAAAUACACUUUGGGGAUAACAGGACACUGAAGCUCUCAAACAUUGCAGAUAGGGUGAACCUAGGGCUCAUUCCAAGCUCUGAAGAAGGCUGGCCUCUUGCCUGCCAAGUGCUACGACGGGAUACUGGGGGCAUUUUGCAUAUCCACCAAAACGUGGAAUCUUUCCCAGGAAACAAUCUCCAACCUCCUGAAAGCAGCAAAAUGGAGAAGCAGCAUUCUUCUUAUCCUCAGAAAAUUACUGCUAACAAAGAGGGUAAUGGAGCUACCAGGCAUUUUAGGGGGGAAAAGCCUUCAUCAGCUGCCAAGCUAGAAUGGCAAAGGUGGGCUGAAUCUGCUGAAACUCGGAUUGCCAGUCUUCUUUGGCAGGUGCAUGGAAAACCGUGGAAGACACAAAUCUUGCAUAUCCAACUAGUGAAAUCUUACGCUCCCCAUGUGGAUCACAUAGUCUUGGACCUGGAAUGCCGCCCUUGUCCUCUAAUUGGCUAGAGGUGGAUCCAGUGACACAAGGUCCCAAGCGUUGGGAUUACAGGAGUGUGCCACCAUUCCCA